AUGUCUCCAGUCAAAAACGGCCAGAUCAUCUUCAACGAAGCUCCGGGACCAGGUCCCCUUGUCCUGGGGAAGAGUAUGAUUUACAAGGAGCAGGCCAUCGACACCGACACUAUUGUCCUCGAUGGUGGCUUCCUUGUAAAGGUCCUCUACCUCUCCAUCGAUCCUGUCAUUCGUGGCCGCAUGAGUGCACCACCGGGAUGGGGUUAUGCAGCUGGCAAGCCGAUCAUCAACUACGGACUCGGCCGCGUACUGCGCUCCGAACACAGCUCCUUCAAAGUCGGUAAUCUCGUGUAUGGUAUGAUGAGCUUUGAGGAGUAUGCUAUAUGUCCUGCGGCGCAAGCCGGACGAUUCUCCGUCGUUGAUAAUAGCAUACCUCUCGCCGCUUGGCUUGGUCCUGUAGGACUGGCUGGUGAGACCGCCUACUACGGGUGGAAGGAGUACGCACCUUCCUCCCUCAAGGAGCAGGCGGCGUUGGCUCCAUGGUCUAUUCAGCUUGCGAAGCGCGAUGGGAUGAAAGUGAUCGCUUCUGCCGGGUCCGAGGAGAAAGUCACCCUCAUGAAACAGUACGGCGCCAACGUCGCGUUCAAUUACAAGACUACUGCCACCAAGGACGUCCUGGCAAAGGAAGGCCCCAUCGACGUAUACUGGGACAACGUCGGCGGUGAGACGCUCGAAGCAUCCAUAACCGCUGCCGCGCCAUUUGCGCAUUUCAUAGAAUGUGGCAUGGUCUCGGGCUACGAGGGCCAAACAUAUGGAGUCAAGAACCUAUUCCUCACGAUCCCCAAGUCAAUCCAGAUGCACGGAUUCGUCGUCUCCAACCUCGUCAGCAAAUGGGGCGCCGAAUUCAGGGAGGUCCUUCCCAAGUUGAUCGCUAGCGGCGAGAUCAAAUACAACGUGGAAGUUGUCAAAGGCUUGGAGAAGGCCGAGGAGACUCUCACUGGUCAGAUGUCGGGUAAGAUUACUGGAAAGCCAGUGAUACAGGUCGCGACAGAGUAG
Molecule: messenger RNA, 996 nt
Organism: Coniophora puteana RWD-64-598 SS2
Lineage: Eukaryota; Fungi; Basidiomycota; Agaricomycetes; Boletales; Coniophoraceae
Product: alcohol dehydrogenase
Exons: 11
Coding region: 1-996 (331 amino acids)
Molecular function (GO): oxidoreductase activity, acting on the CH-CH group of donors, NAD or NADP as acceptor
Source: RefSeq, a predicted model, not a curated record